CUUAUCCACCCUUAUUGAAGGGUCUUGGACACUCCCUUAAGCCCCUCAUUCGAACUCCCAAGGAUAAGGGAGAAAGAGAGAGCCACACAACCAAGAAAGCAAGAGGAAGGGGAAGCUGCCGCAGGUUCGUUUUCCAGUGCGUAAGGUUACUUGUUUGCUUCAUAUCUCGAGUUAUACACAUCCAAAUAAGGCGUGCGAGAUACCCACAGAAAGCUCUCAAGACGAGGAAUCCGUGAAGGUCUGGUUUGCAUCAAUCGGAGUAGUGGAAAGCUUUCAAAUCGUCCGAGCAAAACACAACCUCGCGGAAUACGUUUUUGUAUUCAAAGUAAGUUUGAAUCCAAAACCUUCCUCUCUAUUGUCUAAACCAUAUAAAUGAUUGAAGAACUAUUAUACACUGAUUGAAGUGUAUAAAAUGUUAUUAUAAAGUGACUUUAAUUGUUGGAAAAGUUAGAUACUAAUCUAGACAAAACCUUGAAAGGUUAGGGAACGAUUUCGUCGGGAAACACCCGUUCUAGGGACUGUUUUUGUGUCUUCGGUUAGGAGUUGAACUAGCACUUUUAAGAGGCUGUUUAACACUCAAUUCCAAGCAAGGAAUCAGUCCUCAAUCUUUCUUGGCCGAGGCUUUGGUCAUUGGAUCGAGAAGGAAAGUUUUAAAGCUCAUUUGAGUUUCAGGUAGGAGUUGAGCUCGCUACAAAUACUCGUUGCUUCAAGGGAGGAUCCAGGAGGGAAGACGUGGUUCGUGCUUCCUCCGUUUCUGUUUUUAAAACAAUUACAUUAAUGCUCAUGGAUAUUAUUUUUGAAUAAUUAUUUGAGGGCUUGUAUGCCCAUGUUCGCCAAAGUGUGGCAUAAACACUUUAUUAAAUGUUUCCGCUGCUUUAAUUAAUUAUUUCACAUUAUGAUUGUUUAUGGAUGUACUAUUGUGAAUGGUAUUCAAGACGCCUUGUAUGGUAUGGAUGAGUUGGACUGCGGUUGACUAUUCGUACUGUACGGCGGGUUGUUGACGUGUCCGGUAGGUCCGGGGCGUGACAAUUUAAUUGGUAUCAGAGCCUUAGUCCGUAAACUUCAUAAUGAAGCUUCAAAAUCCCUUUUGAAAAUGAUUUUGAAAACCAUGAGCAUAAAAGUUUUGUACUUAUAGAACUUUUGGUACUUGAGUUGCAAAGUCUCUAAUUGUUAAGAUGGUACCCUUAACAAUUGGUAUGACGGUGAUUUGAGCCAAAAGAUGUCUUUAAGUACCUAUCCGUCACUUGACAUUUGAUACGAGCCUAAUGGCUCAUUCUAAACUUCUUUCAGAAAUGGAACGCACCGGUAGAGUGACUCGACGGAACCCGACUGGCCAGGUGCUGGGAGGAUCCCAACGUGGCAGUCAGGGGGGAUCAAGAGAGUCUGGGGGACAGGGCCGAGCAGGCCACUCGCUGACCGUGAGUGACGGUCACGUGGAAACAAUAGAUGAGCACUAUGAGUCCGAGGAGGAUUCAACUUACCAACCGGGAACUGAGCCGGUUGACACCCCAUAUGAUGGGGAACACGAUGAUGCUAGUGAUGAGAGUGAUGAUAAUGACGCUCUUGAACGGAUUGAGGAAUUGCUCCGGCAAUACCAACAAGAUCGCCAAAGGCGCCGGGCAAGGCGUGCUUUGGAAGGGGCUUCGAGGAGAGGAAGCCGCGCGACUCCUAGGGAGAGCAUUGAACUCCGAGGAGGUCGAGGUGCCGAGGUUCCUAUCAUAAGGAUCUCAAAGUACCUAAAGGAGGCAAGAGACUUGGGAUGUAAACCGUUUGAUGGAACGGGAGACAUCUCCGUGGCGGCCGAGUGGAUCAAGAGAUUCAAUGAAGCGGCCCUUGAUAUGCAGCUGCCACCCCAUAUGAAGAUGAGAGUGGCAACAAGAUUGCUAGAAGGAAUGGCGUCCACGUGGUGGGACGGUGUCAAAGGGAAGUACGGUGAGGCGGUCACUUGGGAGAACUUCAGGCAAGAAUUCUUUAGCCAAUACUACUCCGACUUCGAGGUGAACUUGAAGAGGAGGGAGUACACGAAUUUGACCCAAGGAGGGGAAUGCACGGUGAAGGAACUUGAACACAAGUUCAGAAAGCUUGCUGAGUUCAUACCGGAGUACAUUUGUGAUGAAAAUCGGAUGGUGAACCAUUUCUGGGAUGCCUUGGACCUUGACAUACGUGAGAGGGCAACACAAUUGCCUAAUAUGACAUUUAGUCAAGUGGUGGAACAAGGUUUGAAGGGAGAGAAGGAGUGGGAAGAGAGGAAGCGAAGAAAUGCCGAGGAGGCAAAGAAAAGAAAAUGGGAGAACCAUGGCCCCCAAGGUUCAAACAAGAAGAUGAAUCACGGGGGAGGAGGAUCCUUCAGGGCACCCGCACCACCAUCAAGGGGGAAUUCCAACAUGGGUGGGAAAAACUCGGGGUUACAAGCCUCGACGAAGCCUAAGUGCAGGAAUUGCAAGAGAAAUCACGAGGGCAAAUGUCGUGAUCCCCCACGGUGCUACCAAUGCGGAGAUACGGGGCACAUAAGGCCCAAUUGCCCUCAACUUGGUGGGGACCGGUCAUCAGGACCAAGCAGUGCAACCACAGUGAGUAGAAACCGGGAUGGGGCACCAAAUGCAAGCGCGGGCCACGGCGGGGCAAGUACAAGCAACGCACCCUCCGUGAACCAAGGAAGAACUCAAGCGAGAGUGUACGCAAUGACCGAGGCAGAUGCUCGGGCUAAUCCCGACUCCGUCGCAGUUUCAGGUAGGAGUUGAGCUCGCUACAAAUACUCGUUGCUUCAAGGGAGGAUCCAGGAGGGAAGACGUGGUUCGUGCUUCCUCCGUUUCUGUUUUUAAAACAAUUACAUUAAUGCUCAUGGAUAUUAUUUUUGAAUAAUUAUUUGAGGGCUUGUAUGCCCAUGUUCGCCAAAGUGUGGCAUAAACACUUUAUUAAAUGUUUCCGCUGCUUUAAUUAAUUAUUUCACAUUAUGAUUGUUU
Messenger RNA from Cuscuta epithymum, 2963 nucleotides. Lineage: Eukaryota; Viridiplantae; Streptophyta; Magnoliopsida; Solanales; Convolvulaceae. The record is from the annotation of a GenBank genome assembly.